Messenger RNA from Paramecium octaurelia, 773 nucleotides. NCBI's taxonomy places the organism in Eukaryota, Ciliophora, Oligohymenophorea, Peniculida, Parameciidae. The record is from the annotation of a GenBank genome assembly.
UCUCAAGCAGACCUUCUAUUAAAAUGAUCUAAGGAAUUUUUGGAGAUUUGAUUUUAACUAAUCUUUCAAUAGCUGAUCUCAGGAAGAAACAAUAAAAUAGUGCCAACCAACCUAUAAAAUAACAAUGUAGAUAAUCAUAAAUAUUUACGCAAAAUACUUUUCAAGUUUAAAUUAAAAGACCUAAUUUUGAUUCGAUACAACUCAAUCAUCCAUUGCUAUCAAUGGAUUUAAAUGAUAUUCUAAAUUCAAAAUAGUACUUUUAUAUAUUUAAAUGAGUUUCGAGAGCAACGCCAAAAAGUUUGGUGAAAUGAUCAAGAAAAAUCAAUAUUAUUUGGAAGAAUAUCAAAUAAAAUAAAACUAUUAAAUCCCUACAGAAAAUAGAGUGGAUCAAAAAUAAAUAGCAUAAAUGAAUGCUCCAAUUAAAAAUAAUAGACAAAAUAUGGAAAGUCAAUAUGAUUAGGUGAGAAAGACCACUAUUACCAAUUUUAACCAAGAUAAACUCUUAUCAGAAUAUUAAAAAUAAAAUAGUUCCUGUUAUCCAUUCAUAAACCCUUACUAAGUCUAAGAGAUUUAGAAGUAAAACUAUUUAGAAAUUAAUUAGACCUAGUUAAGAAAAAACUUUGAAUGAAAUAAUCAACUUUUUCAAGCAACACAAUUAUGAUGUCCAAACAUAGGAAUUGCAGUUCUAUAUCGAUGCUUAUAACACUAAAGACCCUAAUAAACUAUUAGAAAUGUAUAAAGCGAAUAAGACUAGAUGAGAAGUAUAUUUUACA